AUGCAAUUCAAACUCAUCAUCGCAACCCUCUCCCUAGCCCUCCUCAGCGGCACAGUCACAGCCCAAAGCCAAUCCGCCAUGCACCUGCGGCCCACACAGUCCCCAGCUCCAUCAGCAAUUCCUUCCAUCCCUGCGAGGCGGCCUCUGUCUCGAUCUGCCCGGCCUACACUUUCUCCAACAGUUUCAUCGUUUACCGGCUCAUCUACUGCUGCCCCCUCGAUGCAUCGCGCUUCAACUCCAGCUUCGCCUUCAGGAUUUACUACCUCUGCCAUUCCGGCGGGUAGUGGAUCGGGGAGUGAGGAUAUUUUGGGAAGUUUGUUGGGUAUGGCUCGGAAGUAG
This is a messenger RNA of Penicillium cataractarum, 339 nucleotides long. RefSeq lists its product as uncharacterized. The record is from RefSeq and is a predicted model, not a curated record. The coding region runs from base 1 to 339 and encodes 112 amino acids. The transcript has a single exon. Lineage: Eukaryota; Fungi; Ascomycota; Eurotiomycetes; Eurotiales; Aspergillaceae.